GCGGCUAUUUGACGUGCGGCUCGCGGAAGGCGAAGGUUUUUGUGUUGCGAUCCCGGGCUAGCGGCGGCGGCGGCGGCGGCGGCGGCGUCGUCGGUGGAGGAGGGGUGGAAGCGCGGCGACUGCUGCACCGCGCGCUCCAAGCUGCGGAGCGAGCCCACCCGCCCGGGAGCUCGCCUCCCGGUGCUCCCCCUCCCUCCCCGCCCCCCCCAGUGGCGCUGCCUCCUCCAAAUGAGCGAUUCGCCCGCUGGAUCUAACCCAAGGACACCCGAAAGCAGCGGCAGCGGCAGCGGCGGCGGCGGGAAGAGGCCGGCGGUGCCGGCGGCGGUGUCCCUCUUGCCCCCGGCGGACCCCCUGCGCCAAGCGAACCGGCUCCCUAUCAGGGUCCUGAAGAUGCUGAGCGCUCACACCGGCCACCUCCUGCACCCGGAGUACCUGCAGCCGCUGUCUUCCACUCCCGUCAGCCCCAUUGAGCUGGACGCCAAGAAGAGUCCGUUGGCGCUGCUGGCCCAGACUUGUUCGCAGAUCGGCAAGCCGGACCCGCCGCCCUCGUCCAAGCUCAACUCGGUGGCGGCGGCAGCCAACGGGCUGGGAGCCGAGAAGGACCCCGGCCGCUCCGCCUCGGGCGCUGCCUCCGCGUCUGCGGUGCUCAAGCAGCUGGGGGACUCCCCAGUGGAGGACAAGUCCAGCUUCAAGCCCUACUCCAAGGGCUCCAGCGGCGACUCCCGCAAAGACAGCGGCUCCUCCUCCGUGUCCUCCACCUCCUCUUCCUCCUCGUUGUCCCCGGGAGACAAGGCGGGCUUCAGGGUCCCCAGCGCCGCCUGCACGCCCUUCCCCCCGCAUGGAGCGCCCGUCUCCGCAUCGUCGUCUUCCUCGUCGCCGGGUGGCUCCCGGGGCGGCUCCCCGCACCACUCUGACUGCAAGAAUGGCGGCAGCGGGGAGCUGGACAAGAAAGACCAGGAGCCCAAGCCCAGCCCGGAGGCUGUGUCUGUGAGCCGCGGGAGCAGCGGGGAGCCUGGCACACACGGUGGCGGUGGCGGCGGUGCCGACGCCGGGGCCUCGGGGCGCAAGUCGGAGCCGCCCUCGGCGCUGGUAGGGGCCGGCCACGUGGCACCGGUGUCCCCCUACAAACCCGGCCACUCGGUUUUCCCGCUGCCGCCGUCCAGCAUCGGCUACCACGGCUCCAUCGUGGGCGCCUACGCCGGCUACCCCUCCCAGUUCGUGCCUGGCCUGGAUCCUAGCAAGUCUGGCCUCGUGGGAGGCCAGCUGUCGGGGAGCCUGGGCCUGCCACCAGGCAAGCCCCCCAGCUCGAGCCCCCUCACCGGGGCCUCCCCGCCCUCCUUCCUGCAGGGAUUGUGCCGCGACCCCUACUGCCUGGGAGGUUACCACAGCGCCUCGCACCUCGGCGGCUCCAGCUGCUCCACUUGCAGCGCGCACGACCCAGCGGGGCCCAGCCUGAAGGCCGGCGGCUACCCGCUGGUGUACCCCGGGCACCCUCUGCAGCCCGCCGCACUCUCGUCCAGCGCCGCCCAGGCCGCGCUCCCAGGCCACCCCCUCUACACCUACGGCUUCAUGCUGCAGAACGAACCGCUGCCGCACAGCUGCAACUGGGUAGCGGCCAGCGGGCCGUGCGACAAGCGCUUCGCCACCUCAGAGGAGCUGCUCAGCCACCUACGGACUCACACGGCCCUGCCCGGCGCGGAGAAACUUCUGGCCGCCUACCCUGGGGCCUCGGGCCUGGGCAGCGCUGCCGCAGCCGCCGCAGCCGCCGCCUCCUGCCAUCUGCACCUCCCCCCGCCCUCCGCCCCGGGCAGCCCCGGAUCGCUGUCCUUGCGGAGUCCACACACUUUGGGGCUAAGCCGGUACCACCCCUACGGCAAGAGCCACUUAUCCACAGCUGGGGGGCUGGCCAUGCCGUCUCUCCCCACAGCCGGACCCUACUACUCGCCAUAUGCGCUGUACGGACAGAGACUAGCCUCAGCCUCGGCGCUCGGAUACCAGUAACUACAGCUCUUCCUCCCGCCCGCACCCUGACCCUCCCCCAGCCUCCUGGCCUGGCCGCUGCAACCUCCACUACUGCUUGUCCUGCCAGAUUCCCCCGCCCAGACCCUCCCCACCGGACUGUGUAUUUAUUUACUAUAAUGUUAGCUUACAAGCUGGGAAUAUAAGUGCAUUAACGGCCCACACGAGUCAAUGGUAUGCAAAAAGUCUGUGUUUUCCCCCAAAUAAUAUUAAUCACACAAGUAACGACAUGCUCCCCGUCCCACUUCCUUUAUUUUUUUUCUUUUUCUUAGAUAUGUUUUCAUUUGUUUUCCUUUUGCCUUUUUUCUUUUUUUUUUUUUUCUUUUUUUUUUUGGUUUGGUCUUAGGGGAAGAGGGAGAGUUGGGGUUCUGGGGUUCUUCUCUUUGUUUUGUUCUCCCUUCCUGGGGAGUUUCUUGCAUGCUUCUUAACCAUUAAAACUACAUUUCCCCUUUUCCCCUUGUUCCCCUUCAUUCCCUCAUUUUCUUCCAUUUGAGGUUCUGUUUUUACCUUUGUACAAGUAACAGAGAGGAGAUAUUUUUUGUAACGUAUUUGGAGGGUGCGGGGAGGGGCCUUCGUGGCAGGAGGUCUUGCCUCUGUUGACCCAGAACUCUACUCUGUGACUUCUCUCCUGCGACCCUCUCCUCCUAGGGUCCCUGGUCUUUGCCCUGGCCCCCAAAAUUAGAGCCUUUCUUCCCUACCUUGCUCUGAGUAUGGAGAGCCCUGAGAGAGGGACCCGAGGGGCCUUGGACAGAGCCCUACUUCCAGACUCUUCCAACCCCAAACACUGCCCGCUGGGUAGGGAGGAGGGGUGUGGUCCUAUAGGGCUCAUCUUAUUCAAUUAAAAGUCCUAGAAGGCCUUGCCGGCAUGAAACUUUGCUUUUUAUAUUUUGCAAAGUGCUUUUAUAGUCAUUGUUUUUCUCUCCGUUAUUGGGGCAGUGGUCCCUCUCCUGGCGGUGGGGGGUGGCGUCAGCGAUCCUUGCUAGAUCCCUCCAAAGCAGACCAGUGGCAUUAUCAGUGGGCAGUACAACCUUUUAGCUCCGUCGGGGGGAGAUUGUACAGUAAGGGAGCAUACAGAUCGCAAUAGCCCCCUUCACCCCUUCCCAGGCUUGUCCCAACAGAUUCCCCAAAGUUGGGGACUUCCUUGGGCUCCCUCAGCGACUGGGAUUGAAGACUUGGGCCCUGGGUCUUCUCCCCACACCGCCCCUUCUCUUAAUGCAGCAUCGUGGGGAGGCUGCGGGGCCUCUCUGGGAUGAAUAGAGCUCUCCCUUGGUAAGACUUAUUUUGUUAAUAAAUGAAAUACUUGGCUAUA
Molecule: messenger RNA, 3328 nt
Organism: Eptesicus fuscus (big brown bat)
Lineage: Eukaryota; Metazoa; Chordata; Mammalia; Chiroptera; Vespertilionidae
Gene: ZNF703
Product: zinc finger protein 703
Exons: 2
Coding region: 229-2001 (590 amino acids)
Biological process (GO): negative regulation of DNA-templated transcription
Cellular component (GO): nucleus
Source: RefSeq, a predicted model, not a curated record